Molecule: messenger RNA, 1203 nt
Organism: Anopheles darlingi
Lineage: Eukaryota; Metazoa; Arthropoda; Insecta; Diptera; Culicidae
Exons: 2
Coding region: 157-987 (276 amino acids)
Source: RefSeq, a predicted model, not a curated record
AGUGAGAGAGUUCUAGUGAUUUCUUGAUCAGUUGUUUGUUCUUAAUUCCGAAUUCCACGGCACUAUUUGCAGCUGAGCAGAAGAUAGAUCUCACAAGAGGGUCAUAAUCAUUACGGCAGAGGUUUGUUAUUUUGCCUCCUGGAUUUUCAAGGCGCCAUGUCUCAUUGCAUGCGCUGCAAUAAACUAACAAUCGAGCUUGAGGUGGCACAAAAAACGAUCAGCAUACUGAACGAUGCAUACGAUGAGUUGAACAAAAAAUAUGUAUCUCUCCUAGAAAUGACCAAACAUGACAAUAGGAACAAUGAGCGAAUCGAAACAAUAGAAACAGUAAAGGAGCAAGUGCCCCAAGAACACCCACCGCAAUAUACUUUGGCGCCGGUGGAUUCGCUGGAAGACUUGAAGCGUUUAGAGGCAUCUGCUUCCUCCGAGGAGUUCGUGAGAAUCAUACGAUCAGAUUUCGCCAAGAAACACGAAGAUCUGCCACGGGGUAACGGCGACAGCAUAAGUUAUCAGGUGGUCGAUCUAUUUUUCACGCGAGCAUUUCUGACCAUGUGUUCCUGGACUGGUACAAUGAAACAUGGACCAGGGGAGGAAACCAGACACUCAAAAAUCCCAAUGGUUUCAUUCACAAACACAAUACAACUGUUUUACCAUGUUGUCAACGAUGUAGAUCCGAGUUACACUCUGGAAAAGACGGAAAACUUUCUCAAAAAAUGUUGCAGGCAUGCUAUACAGCGGUUGAAACAUAAACGAUUGAGAAAAUCGGUCGCCAAGCCAAGAGGAAAGAAAAAUACCAACAAACACGCGACCCAGUCCCAACAUCGGUGCAAACCGUCGGCAGUUACUUCAAUCGAACCACCGGGCGAAGUACCACAAAACGGUGUACUCUUGCCACAAUGCGAAAUUCCGCAAAACCAUCUAAUUCAUCCACACAUCGAAGCAUCGGAAAGCAAUAUGAUACAUAUUAGCUUCUCCGUGCUGCCAUAGCAAGAUCCAACGUAGCCGCAGCGUGUUCAGAGGAAUUUUUCCUUGUAUGCGGUCGUAUAUGACCGGCAUAAAUGAACUGCCUUACUUAUGAUGAUCUCAUCUCAGUAGUACUUAGGGAAAAUCAACGAUAUCUUUAUUGAAUUAGAUAGUUCUUGUAUCAAGUUGUCUCCUACUUGUACUAAAACACGUGCCUGAUCUCCAACUGCCUGAACUGAA